This is a messenger RNA of Drosophila elegans, 2092 nucleotides long. RefSeq lists its product as uncharacterized. The record is from RefSeq and is a predicted model, not a curated record. NCBI's taxonomy places the organism in Eukaryota, Metazoa, Arthropoda, Insecta, Diptera, Drosophilidae. Bases 77 to 1993 code for a protein of 638 amino acids. The transcript has a single exon.
CCUUCACACUUUGACGACAUAUAGUAUAGCAUUUGUAUAUAUAUUUGGAAGACAUCUGUUUUGAGCCACAACCACCAUGAACUGUGUGAUGUGCGAGGUGGCCAACAUAUCACCCUUUUCGGGGCAACCUUCGUUCGAGGUUUCUGUGUGCCCUCACGAGCACUAUCAGUGUGUGCGCUGCGACAACGAGAACCAGAACCAUUGUGGCCUGUGCGGCGAAGGAACCUACCUGAUCUACCUGGACUUGAGAUUCGCCGCUGCGCAGUCGGACACGGCCAGUUCGGGGAACCUUUGGCAGAAUGAGGACUAUUGGGACAAUUGGCCCCGAGAAUCAUGGUCGAUGGUCAAGUUCAGGGGCACCUAUGAACAGUCAAGUAGCUCCAUGAUAGCUCCUCGAUAUUGGAAUCCGGGAUGUCGCCAGCCGAUAGACGAUUUAGAUCUAGGGGAAGAUUCCAUUGGACAACUUGAUGAAAUGAAAGCCGAGUCUUCAUCCAAUACUAGCAACGAUUUACGUGAAAUAUGGAAUGCCAAGGACUUUAAAUCAGGCCUAAAAUAUUUCGUUGCUAAAGAGAGUGACAUAGUAAAAGGACACUUUUAUAAAGAACAACAACUUAUAUUAAGUCCAUUAUAUCUCCACAAAGCAGAAAGCCACGCAAUAGCUAAAAAAUCCACGACCAUUAUUGGAAUAAGGGCUUUACAACAAGGCUUUCCUUCUGGUAGUCAUGAUAGCAAAUUAAAAUCUAUAACCACCAUAAGCAACUCUUUUACGAAUUCAAAAGUUAUGUAUUUAGAGGAUUACACUGCCGAGGAGAAGCGUUUGCUAAUUGGUUAUCCCAAUAGAGAUAAGAUUUCCGGCGGACAUUGCCUACAAGAUGAUGCCGUAAAAGAUGAAAAGAAAGAAUUGUUUACAGGGGAAUACACUUCCCUAUACAGAACAGCAGAAAGAGCCCCUACAAAAGACCAGAAAGCUUAUCAAUUGGAGCCGCAUGUCGUUGAUCACAAGGAUAUACCAUUGAGUUUCUUCCGCCCAAAGGAACCCAAGAAGACACUACAAACCUUAUUUUUUAAAAAUAUUUCCGGGACCUAUCCAACUAUGAAAGGUUUACCUUUGGAUUACUUUUCUGCUGUACAAAAGCAUCCAUUUUCGAUACCAAAAAGACCCGUGAAGUUGCUAUGGUCGGAGCCACGAAGUAUGAUUUCCAGUACUCCCAGAAAUCAAUUAUCCCUGGUUCGACGUGUCCGCUUUGGAGGUAAAAACUUUAAGGGCUUGCACAGUGAAGUGGUUACCUGUCCGGAGGAUUUGGUCGCCGAUCUCCAGGUGCUAAAAUCAAGAAAAGGAAAGGUGAUGCUUCCAAUUCCUGUACAUGGCCUGGGUAGGAAUUUUCAAUUUCCCAAAUGUCCGGACUUUGAUUGCGGAGAGUAUCUGUAUUCAUCGAAUAUGAACGACCAUAUGGCAUUAUUACAUGGCAAUCGGGUAGUGGAAAGCUUGGAAUUAAAUCAACCAAAGAGUUUCUGUCUCGACUUGAGAUCCUCGAAUCGAAAGGUGAGAUGUCAUGCUGUCUUGCAACUGCGAAAUGUGGUCAAUGACUGGGGCUUUAUGCCAAAGCAGGAUAUAUUACCCAUCCUGAUCAUGAGUAGGGAAGUUAAUUUAAGCGAGAUACUGGACAACGAACGAUUGAAACAGCGACUAACUAUUAUUUGGGUCGCAGCUCUCAUCGCCGAUUGUCUGCCAUUGAAUAUAAACAUAACUUUGUGGCCGAGGACUGGCAAAUCGCCCGAGAGUAUCAUAUCAUUCACCGGAAGACCCCACGAUAUCGGAGACAUUCUUCAACCCAUCGACUUAAUCAAGUGUGGCAAGGUCAUUAUACUAACAGAAGAUCAGGUGCAAAAUCUCACAAACGACGGCAGGGAUUCGGUAGGCAUUCAGUUGGUUGCCAUGAUUAGCCAACGUAUCAUUUCUACCAAUUAUCAAAGCAAAGCUUUUGGAAAUUAGAAAUGAGGGAAAAUAACUACAAGUGUUGAAAGUAAAUUUGUAUGUGAUAUUCUGAAUACUUUGAUAAAAAUUCGUAUAUAUAUAUUAAUGCACCUUAUA